AUGGAAAAGGGUCAGGGACCUCCUUACGGAGCACCAGCACCGCCAUACCCUGGUCUCUCUACAGACAACAACGCGGGAUUUUACCAACCUCAACCCACCAUCCAAACCAUGCCACAACCUGCUUACCAGUACAGCGCACAACAACCUCAGGUGGUACAUCCCGUGAACCAGGUGGUGGUGAUGCAGCAGCUGCCGGCUGAUGUUCCUGGACAGAUGCUGUGUCCUUACUGCCAAUACACUGUUGUCACUGAAAUCAGUUACAAAACUGGCUAUUACACCUGGCAUGUCUGUGCCAUGCUAACAGUAUUCUUGUGCUGGCCUUGCUGUUGCAUCCCCUUCUGCGUGAAGUCUUGCAAGGAUGUGGAGCAUUCCUGCCCCUACUGUCACAAGGUCCUGCACAUCCAUAAAAAAAUGUAA
Molecule: messenger RNA, 417 nt
Organism: Anoplopoma fimbria (sablefish)
Lineage: Eukaryota; Metazoa; Chordata; Actinopteri; Perciformes; Anoplopomatidae
Product: LITAF domain-containing protein-like
Exons: 5
Coding region: 1-417 (138 amino acids)
Molecular function (GO): zinc ion binding
Source: RefSeq, a predicted model, not a curated record